GUGUUUGGGUGAUUCAAAAACCCCACCGUCCAAUUUAUUGGACUGCUCAUAAGGCGGCAUCCUUAGCUGUUACCGUACAAAUGCAACCAUAUAUAAGCUUUCUCAUCCUUCAACCCCGAAUUCAAUGGUUUCCCUCUCAAGCACCCUGCUCCACGCUUUCUCUCUCUGAACCCUUGAAAGAAGCUGGCUUUGGUCUUACAAUGAAGCGAUCAAGGGCUUCUUCUUCUUCGUCAUCUAUUUCUGAUCUCUUGCCUUCUACAAAGGAGCAGUUUCUUCAACUCUUAGGCGUUGCUGCUAUUGCUGUGUCGGUGGCCAUGUCCUGUAACUACUUCCUCAAUUACUCUUCUCUCACCAUCACUCUUCCUUUCUGCGACAAUGGAGCAGAUUCCUCUGAUUUUUGCGAGCCUUGUCCAAGCAAUGGCUUGUGUUCUGAAGGCAAGUUGUCAUGCAUUGAUGGAUAUAGAAAGCAUGGGAGAUUAUGUAUUGAAGAUGGAGAGUUAAAUGAAACAGCUAAGAGACUUUCAAAGAUGGUUGAACUUCAGGCUUGUGGAUCAUAUGCACAUUUCCUUUGUCACGGAACUGGGGCAAUCUGGUUUCAGGAAGAAGAAAUCUUAAGAUCUGUUUGGGAAUCCAAUCUGAAAGUAAACUAUGGAAUUGACAGCCACAUAUUGGAGCAUACAAUACAAAAAGUACGAGAAAUAGUAGAAAGCUCAUUUGACAUCAAAACAAGUCCUGAUGGGAUGAGAGAAUUGAAGUGCCCAGACUGGCUAGCAGAACAGUACAAACCACUUCCCUGCAUUCUUCGUAUAUGGUUCUUAAAUCACAUUCAUUAUAUACUUCCAAUUUCAUUACUGCUUGUAGCAUUUGUGAGGCUUCUUUGGAGGGUUCACAUGCAUAGAAAAUUGUCAACCAGAGCUGAGCAGAUUUAUGAGCAGGUUUGUGAGGCACUGGAAGAGAAUGCUGUGAUGGUGAAGAAUAGUCGUGGUGAUUGUGGAGCAUGGGUGGUUGCCUCUCGGUUGAGAGAUCACUUACUUCUUCCUAAUGAACGAAAGAAUGCUAGUCUAUGGAAAAAGGUUGGAGAAUUGGUUCAGGAAGAUUCGCGUAUAGAUCGGUAUCCAUUGUUAAUCAAAGGUGAAACAAAAAUUGUUUGGGAGUGGCAAGUGGAGGGCUCUCUACAUUCAAGGAUGAGAACAACACAAAGAGUGAGCAAGAUGAGACAUUUUGAAAAUGAAACUGCAGUUUCAAAACAAGAAAGUUGCAGCAGGGCAGUCCCAGGUCUUGCAUACUCUUAAACCAAAUACUAGUUCGAUCAAUUGUUCUUGAAGCUGCAUCUUCAACUGAAAUCUCUGCCAGAUCACUGAUUCCCAAACAUGGAAGUUCUUGAAAUGGAGAUAUCUACUGGCUGGCAGACAAAUCUGUGUGUGUGUGUGAGAGAGAGAGAGAGAGUAAGAAGUUGGGUUCCCAUGAUAUGGUAUAUAUUGUGACAAUACUGUUUCAAAUUCCUCACCUUCAGUAACCCCUUGCACAUCGAUAGUGAUUUCUGUGCCUCCCUUAUUUAAAGGGUGUGGUUUGUAUAAGGAUAAGGCUCUAAACAAUCAAAGUACAGUGCGCCUUCAAAUA
Molecule: messenger RNA, 1620 nt
Organism: Amborella trichopoda
Lineage: Eukaryota; Viridiplantae; Streptophyta; Magnoliopsida; Amborellales; Amborellaceae
Product: Man1-Src1p-carboxy-terminal domain protein
Biological process (GO): nuclear membrane organization
Cellular component (GO): endoplasmic reticulum; nuclear periphery; nuclear inner membrane
Molecular function (GO): chromatin binding
Source: RefSeq, a predicted model, not a curated record